GGGGCGCCCGCCGCCGGCGGCGCUCUGGCCCACCACGCCGCGGCCGCCUGGGCCGCGUGGCGCCAGCGGCAGGGGGCCGCGAGCGGCGCCGCGGCGCUGCCCCUCGCGCAGCCUCCCCACGGGGCCUAUGCCGCUGCCUCGCCAUGGGCGGCGUGGUCGCAGGCGGCAUCGACUGGAGGAGUAUCCGCGGGUUGGCCUCUUUUCCAGGAUGACUCGAGCGCGCCUGCAACGGAGAUAUCCACUGCCGCAGACGGGGGCUGCACUGGCGGGACAGCCAACCAGGGCCCAGGCAAGGAGGAGCAGGCCAAUGAUCCAGAGGUGGCCAUGGACUCCAACGCACUCGUGGCAAGGCUGCACCGCCAGCUUUGGAAACAGGAGGAGCCGCAGCAGCAGAGCCAGCAGUCCACCGGCGAGCCCUCGCCAGAGGACGGCUACGCCAAGGACCUCGCGUCGGCGGUGCAGCUCUUCCUGGCCGGGGGCGACGAGGAUGAGGACGACGACGAGGACGAGGGCAGCCGUCCACCGGCAGCCGAGGGGUGCUCCGUGCCUGCUGGCGGCGGCAACGCCGACCGCGCCGCCGUGGCCCGCACGACCCCGCCCGCGGAGCCGCGCACCCCCGCCGCGCCCGCUUCCCCGGCGGCGACCACCGCGGCAGAGCCCGCCGCCGACGCGGCGGCUCAGCUGGGGCUCCCCGCCGCCGCCCCGUCGCCGGGCCCGCGGCCGGCGGGGCCCUCCCCGGAGGGGGUGCGGGCCUUCCUGCGGGUGCUGCGGCAGCGGCCCCUGCACCCAGACAUCACCGAGGAGAGGAAGGCGGAGCUCGAGGGCCUGGUCUUCGAGUGCGUGAGGGCCCUGUACGGCGACCGCAUCCGGCCCGCCCUGGGCACCGUGCAGCGCAGGCUCCGGGAGCUGCUGGCCGUGGCGCGCUGGGACCGAGGCCCGACGGAAGCCGCGGUGCAGGCGCUGCUGCCGAUGUGUGCUCGGGACCCCCGCUUCGCCUUGGACCCGCCCAUGCACGGCAGCCCGCCAGUGCUGCGGCUCGCGGAGGAGCCCACGUCCUUCCGGGGCUGGGUGGACGUGGAUGCUCAGGAGGACAGCUACGGGCAGGACAUGUGGGGUGCCUUCUCCGAGUACCUGCAGGACGCUGGUGGCCAGGCGCCAGUGAGCCUCCCUGGCCCGCCACACACGGCUGCGCAGCACCUGCAGCGCCGCCAGCUUCCCUUCUUUCAGGGCUUGUCUCUGAGGGAGGUGGAGCACAUAGUGCGUCUGGCCAUGGGUAAGCGCCGGCUUCUUUGCAGCGUCGGUGAUUCCCUGAGGGCGGCGCGUACGGUGCAGCCAGGCCCGCGGAAGUCGGCCGCGGCCUCGAAGAAGGAUGCCAAGAAGGGCGACAUCAAGACCACGGAGGACUUGACGCUGGUCUUGCUGGCGGUCGUGCAGAGAUUUCCGGAGGGCGUGCCGCUGAACCUCUUGAAGCAGCACAUCCGAACGUACACCCACCGCACUCUCAGCGAGAAGGAUUUCAAGUGCAACAAGCUGACCGACCUCUUCAAGCUGGCACCUCUGCGCAACAUUUUCCCGCUGGCCCAUGUCGCGCACCGCAACGAGGUCGUGAUUAAGCAGCCGAGAAUGGCGUGGAUCCCCUCCCAUUUGCCGACACGCUCGCGUUGGGGCACCGCUGUCGCCAGCGGCAUCACCAACGCCGGUGCCGAUCUGGGCUUCACGCCCUACCCAGCGCAGUGGGGCGCGAUAGGCGAGGUGCCGAUGCAGACGCCGCCAGGGCUCUUGCUUGACGUGGGCACUGGCAUGCCGCCCACUUGGGGCGUGACGCCCCCGGUCGGGAUUUUCACGGCAUCUAGUAAUGGGAUGGCGGGCUGCCCAGAUGGCGCAUGGUCGAGGCCCUGGUGA
This is a messenger RNA of Prorocentrum cordatum, 1902 nucleotides long. Lineage: Eukaryota; Dinophyceae; Prorocentrales; Prorocentraceae. The record is from the annotation of a GenBank genome assembly.